This is a messenger RNA of Labrus bergylta (ballan wrasse), 1826 nucleotides long. It is a transcript of the gene insig2, whose product is annotated as insulin induced gene 2. Gene Ontology annotation, biological process: SREBP signaling pathway; cellular response to insulin stimulus; SREBP-SCAP complex retention in endoplasmic reticulum. The record is from RefSeq and is a predicted model, not a curated record. Gene Ontology annotation, cellular component: endoplasmic reticulum; SREBP-SCAP-Insig complex. Lineage: Eukaryota; Metazoa; Chordata; Actinopteri; Labriformes; Labridae.
GUUCAGCUUAUACAGCCGGAAGUGUACACACGGUGGGGAGAGAAGGCUAAUUAAUAUUUCUUGUUUUGUAGCCUAGCAUCUCACUUUAUCGUAAAUAUCUUUUUCUAAUAUGUAAGCGUAUUUGUGGAAGGUAUCUGUCGGCACAAGCUCAGUGUGUGAUGUCAGGGAAACAUAUUAACCUCACCGGUGGACGUCAUACAGCAUCGAGUAUUCUCCGGAAGUAGGCUCACGAAUGUCCCUAACACUGACAGCCAUGAGUGACAGCACAGUGACCAGCGGCCGGCAGCAGUGGUCAGGGUCCGGGCAGACGCUGCAGCCUCCCAGGGGGCCUUUUAUCUCAGUCAUCACCAACAGGACCACCAACCUGUUGAUCCGCGGAGCCAUGCUGUUCUCUGUGGGCGUGUUCCUGGCUCUGGUGCUUAACCUUCUUCAGGUGCAGAGAAACGUCACCCUCUUCCCCCCGGAUGUCAUCAGCAGUAUCUUCUCCUCAGCGUGGUGGGUGCCGCCCUGCUGUGGCACAGCCUCAGCGAUGAUCGGGCUGCUGUACCCCUGCAUCGACAGCUGUCUGGGUGAACCUCACAAGUUUAAGCGGGAGUGGUCCAGUGUGAUGCGCUGUGUUGCCGUGUUUGUCGGGAUCAACCACGCCAGUGCUAAAGUGGACUUUGCCAACAACGUUCAGCUGUCUCUGACUCUGGCGGCGCUCUCCAUCGGCCUGUGGUGGACGUUCGAUCGCUCUCGCAGUGGCUUCAGCCUCGGGGUCACCAUCGCCCUGCUGGCAACGCUGGCUACACAGCUCCUGGUUUACAACGGAGUCUUCCAGUAUACGUCUCCAGACUUUCUGUAUAUCCGCUCCUGGUUACCUUGCAUCUUCUUUGCUGGGGUGAUAACUAUGGGCAACAUCGGGCGGCAGCUAGCCUUGUAUGAAUAUAAAUUCAUUCAGGAGAAGUCGCAUCAGGACUGAGGGACGUGUCGGCUCCGCUCUGCUUAUGAGGACUUUGCAUCGACCUGAAGCCAGACGCAGGUAAUCACAGGUAACACAGCGGGACCUGCUGACCCUGGAUGAGCAAACAGGAGGUAACGAGCUCCUUACUGACUGAUUGGUGCUUUCUGCCGGACGACACAGUAUUUUCGAUCCUUUUUUUUUUUGGAGAGCGGCGGUUGAACAAAGCGAGCAGAGUUUGUCAUGUUUUUUUUUUUUUUUGUUCAUCGCUGCUUCUUUAUCUAUGCUCACCUGGAGAAAAGGGAUUAGCGGCGGAGCGUCUAUCGUUCUGCGGAUCAGCUCGGAUGUUUGAAACCUUUGGCUCCAUCAUGCCAAACACAGACACACGGGGGGGAUCAGUUUGAAAGUCUGCUCUUAUCUCCGGAUUCUUUUACGUAUCAGCAGAGAACACGCAGUCGGAGAACUUAAACCUAGACUGAUAUGCAUCUAUAUAGCAGACCUUUUAUUCUACAUUAUUAGCUUCUAUAUCUACAGUUGGAUUUAUUCUUGAUAAAAGGAAUGAUGAUGUGACUGUACACCUGUCUGUGAGGACUCAGUGUUCACCUGCAGGUACAGUAUCAUCGGAUCCACAGGAGGAAAGACGAGCGCUUUCACAUGAAGUACUUUUGUUUGAACGAACGUUUACUGUUGAAUUUAUCGAUGCAGCUUGUAGAGUAAAGAUGGAGGGUCACAAAAACAUCAGGAUUUAUACAGCUUUUUAAAGCUAGUUUCUUUCUAAACAUCUUAUUUCCUUCAAAGAUCCAGAGAAAAGGUGCUCAAUGAGUCCGACAGGAGAUGGACAUUAAAUACCGUAUUAAAGAAAUUGAGUCUCUGGUCUCAGAUUGAA